Molecule: messenger RNA, 1479 nt
Organism: Populus trichocarpa (black cottonwood)
Lineage: Eukaryota; Viridiplantae; Streptophyta; Magnoliopsida; Malpighiales; Salicaceae
Product: phosphatase IMPL1, chloroplastic
Exons: 10
Coding region: 135-1256 (373 amino acids)
Biological process (GO): inositol metabolic process; phosphatidylinositol phosphate biosynthetic process; signal transduction
Molecular function (GO): inositol monophosphate 1-phosphatase activity
Source: RefSeq, a predicted model, not a curated record
GACAAGACUAGCUUAGCAACGCAGAUGCAUAAAAACCUGUGGCACAGACGCUAGUACAAGCAAAAACCUCAAAAAGUCCCAAACUUUGUACCUCAAAAAGUCACAAAAUCAAGAACUCUUUAACUGGGAUUGAAAUGGGCAGGUCCCUAGUGUUUUCCACUAACAUUCCCCUUGAAUUUUCUCAGAACCCCAGAUCAUUUUCACUCUUACAUCACUCAAAACUUUGUUUUCCACAAAGAUUUAUUGAGAAUUCUCAGAGUGGUUAUAAAAAAAUUCAGCUUUUGAACUUGAAACUAGCGAGAAAUGUGUGCACAAAGGCUGCCUUGUCAGAGAUUACUAAUGAAAGGAAGUAUCCUAAAGUGGGUGCUCCAUCAACUGGGCCUAUAUCAGCUAAUCAGCUUAUUCAAGUAGUUGAAACAGCCGCUAAAACUGGUGCCGAGGUGGUGAUGGAUGCUGUUAAUAAGCCUAGAAAUAUCACGUAUAAAGGACUUACAGACUUGGUGACCGAUACAGACAAAAUGAGUGAGGCAGCUAUAUUAGAAGUUGUUAGAAGGAAUUUUGGAGAUCACCUCAUUCUUGGGGAGGAGGGAGGAAUCAUAGGAGAUACAUUAUCAGAUUAUCUAUGGUGCAUCGAUCCUCUAGAUGGAACCACAAAUUUUGCACAUGGUUAUCCUAGCUUUGCAGUUUCUGUGGGAGUUCUGUUCCGAGGGAAUCCGGCGGCUGCCGCUGUGGUGGAGUUUGUCGGUGGUCCUAUGGCUUGGAAUACACGCACAUUUACUGCAAUUGCUGGUGGAGGAGCAUUCUGUAAUGGCCAAAAAAUUCAUGCAAGCCAAACCGAUCGGGUUGAACAGUCUCUUCUUGUGACUGGCUUCGGAUAUGAACAUGAUGAUCCAUGGGCCACUAACAUAGAACUAUUCAAGGAGUUUACUGAUGUCAGCAGGGGUGUUAGAAGGCUGGGUGCUGCUGCAGUUGACAUGUGCCAUGUAGCUCUAGGGAUUGUAGAAGCAUAUUGGGAAUAUCGUCUUAAGCCUUGGGAUAUGGCUGCUGGUGUUCUGAUAGUUGAAGAGGCUGGUGGGACAGUAUCUCGCAUGGAUGGUGGAAAAUUUUGUGUAUUUGAUAGAUCUGUUUUGGUGUCUAACGGUGUGCUGCAUGCCAAGCUUUUGGAGAGAAUUGCACCUGCAACUGAGAAACUGAAAAGCAAAGGAAUUGAUUUCUCAUUGUGGUAUAAACCAGAAAAUUACCGCACUGAUCUUUGAGAUGACUAGCAUUUAUUCUCAUUUGGAGCUUUGCUGCAGCAAGCAGGUGUUGCAUAUUGGUACCCUAACUUGUUUUUAUUUUCUGAAUUGAUCUUUUAAUAUAGCUUUAUUUAUUUGAUUGUCAUGCACUUAUGUACAAGCUCCUGUCGUGUUACUUGAUAAGCGACAUGGAUGCUUCCUUAUCAUGUACGUUCUUCAAAAAUAAAAGAAUUAGUUUAAUGCA